AUGCGAAACUUCCUCACGUCCAUUUCGGAAGAACCUGCAGUCCGUAAGCGCUCCAGAAGUGAGGUUCUGUCCGAAACAGCACUGGAGUAAGUUCGUUUUAUACGAAGGUUGUUUUGUCGUAUAUCAGUCUGUCGGGAAUGUAAUGUGGAUUUUGGAGUCGUAAUUCUUGUUGUAAUUACUAUAAUGUUUGUCCAAAAAUCAGCCUUUUUUCUCCAAUUCGCCAAAAAAUUUUGAUAAAUUUUUUUGACUGGUCGAUUUUUAGAGGUCAAAACUAUUAGCAUUUUCAUACUAGUCCUUCUGGAAAGUUGCCGGACUGAUUUUUGGCAUUUGUCUGUGCGAUAAAAGUCGUGGUGCGAGCGACAGCCCAGAAAUGCCUAUUGCACGGUGCAACAACCAAGAAAUGCAAAGAAAAGCUUUGCUCGCCUGAUCUAGUGGCAAAAAACGUACCAUUUUGUAUCCGAGAAGUAUCAAAAAUGUGGCAAAAUGCUUCCCUCUCCAAGUGAAAAAACUCCGAUUUCAAAAGCGCGCCCGCUCUCUCUUUUUGUGAGGGAAAUGGCAAAACGAAGUUUUUUCACUUUUAGAGGGAAGCAUUUUGCCACAUUUUUGACCCUUCCCGGGUGCAAAAUGGUACGUUUUCUUGCCACUGUAUCAGGUCCCCCACUGUAGUAAAGUGCAUGGAAAUUUUUGGCGGCAUUUCUGCAAAGGCUAUGGCCAUUGCAGGAAUGCCUAAAAAACGAUGACUGUUUUUUUAUAACGAAGAAAUUUUAAUGUGAUUUAUCAUCUCUCAUGUAUUUUUUAAGCACUAUUUUUUUGACAAGAAUCCAGAAUUCCUUCAAGAACGUUCUGCAAAACGUCAGGCCACGGACUUUUUGUACAAAAUUCGCAAAUUCUUCGUGCAAACAAAAUAAAUUAUUAAAUCGCCUUCGGGCCAGGUUUUCCGUGGCCACGAGGUGAUCUCAGGUCUUCUUUCGAAAUAAAACUUUCUUAUUUUUCGGAACAACAAGCUCUAAACUUUUGGCUUUUGACGUAAAUUGGGUAAUUCACUUGGCAACCGGCCUCUUUUUUGCUUUUUUUGAACGCCUGAGGACCGGUAAAAAAUAUUUUUUUUUUGAAAAAUUUAAUAGAAAAUGAAUUUUUAACUUUCAAAAAAAUAAUUUUUUUCCCAAUUUGACACAUGUCGGAACAUCACGUUGCAUCGUCCCAACGGGCCUUUCAACCGCUUUUUUGGCCCCUAAUUCCCCGCUCUUUUUUAUAUUAUUUGUCUGGCUUACAGCACAUGGCAUUCGUUCCGUUUUUUGCCACUGACGUUUUGAAGAUAAAAUAAAAUCGUGGAGGGGUUCAAAAAGUGGGGACAAAAGGGCGUUUGAAGGGCAAAAUGGGCUUGGUUUAGAUAGUGUAAAAAUUAAAAAUCUGCGAGAGAAAUAAAUCUUUUUUUGGUCUUUUCUUUGCGAUUUUUUCGCGGAAAAAUUAUUAAAAAAAAAUUUUUUGCGAUUUUUUUUAUUUUUUUUGCCCAAAAAUCUCAAAUUGCAAGAUAUGUGUUGAAAAUUUUUGGUUUGAAUUGCCUCCAGUUUCAUUAAAAAUUUAUUAAAAAAAUAAUAAAAAAGGCCAAAAAAUUGCAUUUUAUAUAAAAAAAAAAUAUUUUUUACUUCCUUUUCUCACGGAUUGCAAGAUUAUAAUUUUCAAAAAAUUCCAGUUUUGCCCAUCUAACCAGGAACUGCGCCUGCUCCUUCUUGAUGAGUGCCCCGUCCGCUCAGAGUGUUUUGACGUCGGACGUGAGUCGCGACUCGCCGAGACGAAGCAGUACGCCCGACAUGGAACCCGAACUGCCAAUGUUUCGAAACGCCAAGAAACAUGAUCGCUGUUUUCGGCCGGUGCAUUCGGAAAGGACGCGUGAGUGGCUCAUCUUUCGACACAUUUUGGGGAAAAUUCUGGGUCGGGGUUUUUUGAUGAUUUUUAAGUUGCAUUUUUGGUUGAAAUUUUUAUCGGAAAAUCCAAAAAAUUUGAAAAUUUGAAUUUUUUUUUGAUUUAAAAAAUAUGUUUUCCAUCAAAAAUACGUCCAAUUUUGCUGAUUGUGAGUGAAAAGUUUCGAAAAAAAUCGAAGUUUUUUCUGAUUACUUUCAACUGUUUUUACAAAUUUUACCCACAUCCCCUAGGAAUAGCUCGCAAAACAAUUCAUGAAACUGUUAGCUCAUUCUGCUCACUCGCACCGCAGAUAUUACGCGAUAUUUUUCCGAGAGAGCACGAAAAGUGAGGAGGGUCAGACGAAAAAGUCCUACGAAGUCUGUCAAAGCCGCUGAAUCAUCGGCGGACCUUUGGCGAAGGCUCGGCGGACCCUGGCGAAGACUUGCAAAGUGUCCACGUUCUCUAAUUCUAGCUGUUACUAACGUUAGUUUUGUUUACCCUUAGUUACUGUAACAUAUAAAAGACCGAAAUUUGCGGCAAAAAAAAACAAAGAUCCACUGCUUUUUUGACAUUGUUGAUGUGUAUACAUGUAAAAUACCUCAAAAUAGGUGAUAAGCUGUCCUAUGACCCGAUCAAUCUUAUUAUUUCUACUAACUAAGCCUUCUCCUAGCCUCCACCAUGGAUCGCGUCGGAAACGACGAACGCGAUCCAAAGUAUCGUUGAACCGAAAAGUCGUAGCGCCAAAAUUUUGGUCGGUUUUGAAGAUUGCAAGCUAAAAUUUUCAAACUUUUCUUAACGGUUCCCUGUUCAAAAUCGAUUUUUUUGAAUUUUCGAAUUUUAAGAUUUUUUUCCACUUUUAUUUUUAUUUUCUUUCUAAAAAAAAUUUUUGUCCGCUUUCGUUUUAUUAGGCUCCGUCUACGACAACCCGCUUCAUUUUUCGAAUAAAAAGUAAGCCUAACUUUGGAAAAUUCUGGGCCCUUCUCUCGUUUCGCCCGUUCCGAAAAAAGACCAGCCCCGAAUGCGGUCUUUAUUCGGCCAAGAACGCAUACCCGAGUAAUUAUGAGCUUUUCAAAGCGAAUUUUGAUGUUGAAAAGGGGGUUGUUUCUAUUCGGAUUUUAGCGAUUUUGUUUUCAAAAUUUUGAAAAAAAGGGUCGCUAAAACUUGACCCUUAAACUUUGCUAAACCUUUUAAGUUAGAUUAGACUUUUUAAGACACAAGCGAGAGUUUGGCUUGGCCUUUGAACAAACCUUUGACUUUUAUGCCCAAAGAUCCCAAAAAUCAGAUUAUUGAAAACUGACGUUAUAAAUAGAUGAAAUUGGAAAAAGCAGACAUAUUGUAAGUCUUCGGCGGUCUUCGCCGAGCCUUCGCCGAAGGUCCGCCGACCAUGCAGCGGCUUUGACAGACCUCGUAGGCAUUUCCUAAAUUUUUUUUGGGCAUCCACCCGCCCUGCGCCCCGUAUGAUCAAUUUUGUGUCAACCCGAACUUUCUUCGAUACGAAACGUCGGGACGAGAAUUUUUAUGCAUUUAGAUAUGUGUAAAUAUGAAAAAUAUGGGAGUUGGCGGCAAAUUUUUCGUUGGGAUUACAUUAUAAUACGUAAGGGGUUUGUCGGUAAUUACAAAAUCUGGAAAAGGGAUUAAUAAGAUUAGUGUAGGUUGUAGAUUCCUACAACCGGCUUAGGGCAGGGAAUCGCAUAAAAACUGAGGCUUGCGGGAAAUUUCAUUGGACAUGGUGGUUGUUUUCGGUAAGAAAAGGGCGUUUUUUUUUUUGCUUUUUCGAAUAUUUUUCCUCUGGUUUUGAGGCAAGGUUUUGGCAAAAAACAUUUUUGUUUACGCCUCUAAACUGAUUCCGCGCUUGUUUUCAGUGCGUCUCAGUCUCACUAUCCCCCUGUUAAUGAGAGGGUUAAAUAUGAAUGGGGCCUUGUCUGUUCAUCCUCAUCACAUCCGGGCGUAAAACGGCCCCCGUUUAGGCCGUGCCGCUUCGGGGGCACGUUUUCGGGGAGAUGCGGCUCAAAAUGACGCGCUUUAUUGUUUAUUCUCAAGUUUUAUUUACCUUCGAUUUGGGUUGUGGGCAUGGAGGAGAGACGGAUGUUGUUUUUUAAACUUUUUGGCAUUGGUUGUACUUGAAUUUCGUUGCAAUUUCGGGGAUUUUUAUUAGAGUUUCUUAGUCGGCAAUUUGGCAGGUUCAUCAUACAUCGAAACUUGAAUGUUUUUGGGGAAGGAUUGUUGAAUUUUUUGGCAUCUGCCGCUUCAUAUUUGUCUGUCGAAAAUUUCUCUUACUAACAAGAAUGGUAGAUAGAAUUUUUAUGCCCCGCGAUGGCUUGUUAAAGGCAAAUAGCCCGUUGAUAUAGUCAGCAAAGCAGUUUUUCUUCGACAAAUUGUCGAGGUACCAAGAACGAGAGCGCUGGCGGCUCAGACUUCAAAUUUCGCAAACUUUGAUCGAUUAUUUCACAAGUUACAGGGAAAAGAAUGAUUAGAUUCGUUCCGUAAAACGUAGCCUUCAGAAUUUUUGUUCAGCUACGUCCCUGCCUGUCUACAACAAUUUUUUAAAAACUCAGUCUACAACAAUGGUAUCCAAAAUAACCAAUACUCAAUAUGGGUCCGAACAUUUCUUUCAUAGCCCUCCUUUCUCCACGCAUCACUUCUCAUGCACCAAAGCAGAGCAUUAGCGAAAAACGCGAAAAAACCACGUUCUUUGCUUACGAAAUGCACUUCGAAUUCCAUUUUCGUCAUUUUCGAAUCCCCCUCUUUGAUAGACAUUGUUUUCCUCGAGGGCGGAGAUUAAAUGGGCAAUUUUCUUGCGACCAAAAAACUUUUUAAGUGUAAGCAUUUUGCUUUAUCGGACGCCAUUCGGCACUUAUUUGGCCUACGGCUAUUUUACGGGAACGUUUCGUAAGACUGGGACAUUAGGGUAUUAGUGCAAAUCCGAGAAUGUUUUGGCAGUUUUUUGUUUUGAAAGUGAGAUUUUUUACGGAAAUUUUGUUCUCUUUGAUCGCAGGCUAAUUUUUGGCGUGAAUCUUUUGACCUGAAAUCCCGAUUAUUUCUGCAAAUUGCGAGCCAAAAAUCUCGUAUGUUCUCUUGAAAGUCCUGGUUUGUAUUUGUCCGAAGUUUCUGUGGAAUCCGAACGGCGCAUCUGGAGCUACUUUCCUUUAAUGUCCGCUGCAAGUUUUGAGUUACUAAAUGUUGACAGGAAAUUUUUUAGGAUCUUUUUUAUAAACAAUAGCUUUCAUUCCUCCGAAUUGGUUAGAAUAAAGAGAAUAAAGAGAUUAGGGAGGUUUUAAUUUUGGUGCUUCCGCCGUGAAAUCCUUUCCCGGAUAUGUAACACCUCCACUUUAAUCUAGAAUUUGAUUUCUUGCCAAUUUUUGGCUUCUAGUUUUGAAAGAUUCGUUUUUUGAGAUUGUUCGGAAACAUGUCCCCGCCGUUUUACGGAAUUAAAAGUCCAAAUCCCGCUCUCAGCAAUCCCGGAAAUGCCUAGACCGCUUUCUCUGACGCAGUAUGACUUCAUAAAUGCAUAUAAAAGAGCUCGUUUUGUUUGGCGUUUUGACGGUUUCCAUGUGCAAUUCGAUAGCCUUUUGGUCUGCCCUAAUAUCGUCUAAUAUUUUCUUUCAAAUUUCGAGACGAUGAACCUGCCGAGUCGACACAAAAUGAUGGCCAAAUUGCAACGAGGUUUGAGUCUUUUCAAUUGUAAAGUUUGUCAUAAAUUUUUUACAAAUUUUUCAUGAAAAGUUACCCCAAAUUUGAAGCUUUGAUGCAACGAAAUCUAAGGAAAAUUUGGAAUAAGAAUUUUUAAGAAACAUGGAAGACUUUUAGCUUGCACUUUGCAGAAAGAAUAGACAUUUUUAGGCCAAAAGUUGGUAAAAACCCAAAAAUUUAAGUUGGAUUUAAAAAAAAUUCUCUCUGAAAUUAGAAGCGUUUUUGUUCGUUAAAUGAACCAUCUUUCUACAUAAAAAUUCCUUUUUCACAGAGAAAUUCGAAAAGUUGCAGUCGAAAAACGCCUUUCAUCCGAUCGACCCUCCUCAUUUUGUAUGCUCUCUCGGAAAAGAUUGCGCAAUAGCUCGGCGGUGGUUGCAAAGUGGGAGCUAAAAGUUUAAGGGAAAACAAUCUAGUUUGAUCUGAAGUAAGCAUGCCAACUUUCAGGAAUAUUGAAGCUUCACUCUUGAGGUAUUACCCUUUUUGAAUCAGGGUAUUAAAAAUCAAAAUUUUGAAGUCUUUUUGAUUUUUUAAGGCUUAAAUAAGGCUAUCUAGCGUCUGUAUUGCAAAUUUUAAAAUUUGAGGGACCUAUCUUUUCUAUCGAAUAGGCUUGGACUUUUAAAAUUCACUUUUAGUGAACACAAUUGGCGAAAUCUUGGACAGAAAGCGGUCGGUGGCAAGGAUAAUGUCCCAGACGGCGGAUGGGCUAAAUCACAGCUUUGAAUUCAAGAAAUGCUCACCCGAGGACGUUGUCUACGACCUGUUCAAGGUCCCCGGGAAAGACGAAGCCUCUAUUGGAAGGCUGGUCAGUGUUUUGCGGAGCUUGGGCCUCAGGGAAGACGAUCCACGACUGAUUGCGACUAUGGAAAAAAUCAAAGAAUACGAUCACAAUAUGAAUGACGAUUAUGAUGUGAAACGAUAUCGGUUGCCAAGGGAACAGUUUAAAGAGUAAGCAAGAAGAGUGUAAGGACGAUAUAUCCGAAUUUACAGAUGUAUUCACCCAAGUAUAUCGUUGAUAUCCCAAGCCCUACGAAACGAGCUGAUCAUUCCGUCGUGGAAAGAGUUCACGGACAAAAUCGCCGAGAUCUUUGAAGAUGUAGGUAGCACGGUUAUUGUUGGCCAAGGCUGCAAAUAAAAAAGCAGUUUAAAUUCGAUUUUCAGUGCCGUUCCUGUACGGAUGGAAAUGUGGCCACCUAUAUCCCACAAUUGGCUCGACAAGACCCCAACCGUUGGGGAAUGUCGGUCUGCACCAUCGAUGGGCAACGAUUCUCGAUUGGUGACGCGAAAAUUCCGUUUUGCUUUCAGUCAGUGUCCAAGGUAAGUGGCGGAAACAGUAGGUCAACUUUGGGUCUUCAAAUAGCAUAGACUUCUACAGGGAAGCUCUGGCUGGCCUGGAAAAUUUUCCUUUGCCGACAACCUGGGAAAUAGUGGAUCAAGAGGGUCAAAAAUUUUAUGUUUAGAUCGUCUGGGGACCUUGUUUGUUUGGUUUGAAAAGGGUGUUCGCCUGAGAAAUAUAAAAAGGCCAAAUAUUCAUUCUAAACAGAAAUCUUGACCAUGUCAAUGUACCGUUUCCCGAGACCGAUCAAAAAGUCAUUUUGCAAAGCUUAUCGACAUCAAAUUUGGGUUAAUUUGGGUUACUUUCGAUUUAUUUUCACCCUUUUCUUAAUUAAAUCAAUGCCCAUUCCCAUAGAAGCCCCAGUUCAUCUUUUUUGCCCCUGAAGAAGUGUUAAUAUAAGGCGCGUGCGUUCUACUUCUCUUCGGACUUCCUCGCAGAAAACCCGCAUUUCUUGUCUGUGGGCCCGCUAGACAAGAAACGCGCAAUUCUUGUCUAAAAUUGCGUAACAUUGCGCAAUAUUGCGCAAUUUUCUGUUCUCUCCCCGUGAAGAUUUUUUUCUUUUUUUCUCUGCUCAGCCAAGAAUUGCGCAUUUCUUGUCUAGCGGGCCCACAGACAAGAAAUGCGGGUUUUCUGCGAGGAAGUCCGAAGAAAAGUAGAACGCACGCGCCUUAUAUUGCCUUUGUAGGCCUUUAACUACGCGAUCGUCUCCUCGGACCUCGGCUCAGACUAUGUCCACCAAUUUGUCGGCCACGAGCCCUCGGGCCGUUUGUUCAAUGAGAUUUGUCUGGAUGCGAAUGGAAAACCGCAUAAUCCGAUGAUAAAUGCGGGCGCUAUCGUUGUCACUUCUCUCCUGAAGAACGGGCUUUGCAUGGCGGAUCGAUACGACUUCGCCUUCAACGAGUACAAAAAGCUGUCCGGUGGAGACUACGUCGGCUUCAACAACGCGACUUUUUUGUCGGAGCGCGAAACGGCGUCGCGAAAUUUCGCGUUAGCGUUUUUCAUGAAGGAGAACAAGUGCUUCCCGCCUGGAAUUCAGCACCUCCGAGAGGAGUUGGACCUCUACUUUCAAUUGUGCUCGUUGGAGACGCAUUGCGACAGUGCGGCGGUGAUGGCGGCGACGCUGGCCAACGGAGGUAAGAUUAUGUUAAAAAAGGUACUGAAAUGUCACUGUUAUAAAAACCCUAAACCUAUGUGUUCUAAUUGGACAAAUAGCUUUUAAUUUGGUAGCAUGUAUGUGCACGGUUCAGCCGAUAUAACUUAUUGCUUCAUGAGCCCUAAAAAUAUUAUACUAAAACGUUUCGUUCCAGGUGUCUGCCCUCUAACCGGCGAUGUUUGCAUCGACUCUCGGCCCUGUCGAGACGUUCUCUCGCUCAUGUAUUCGUGCGGAAUGUACGAUUACUCGGGUCAAUUCGCAUUCCACGUGGGAUUGCCGGCCAAGUCCGGCGUCUCCGGCAACAUGAUCAUUGUGAUUCCCAACCUGAUGGGCAUUUGUUUGUGGUCGCCGCCGUUGGACAAGCUCGGGAACACUUGCCGAGGCGUGAAAUUUUGCCAAAAGCUCAUUGAGACAUUCAAUUUUCACAAUUACGACUCUUUAUUGCAUGCGGAUUCGCAGAAAAUCGAUCCAAGGCGAGCAAUGGGCUCGAGAGAGACGGAUCUGGUGGUCAGUCUGCUGUUUGCAUGCAAAAACGGCGAUUUCGAAACGGUUAGACGGUAAGGUUUUAAUUUAUCUUUAACGUCAAAUAAUUAAUGAUGAAAUGUAAUUAAAAAAUUCAAAAAAAUUUUUUCUGUGUACCCCAGAAAUUUACAGUUGGAAAUGGCUCGAAAUUUGGCAUACAUAAUGUAGGCAGCCUAGAGGUGGCAAUCGGGCCGGGCCGGGCCGAAUUUUGCGGCCCGGCCCGCGGGCCGAAGUGACCAGGCCGGCCCUGGGCUUUUUCAAAUUUGCUCAGGCCCGCUACUGCAAAAAGGUUGGAUAAAACUCUAUGCACUCUCUACUGGAACUUUUUAUGCCUUCCCGCGGGGUUUUACGUCUAUAUGAGUGGAAUUAAAACGUCUAGUCGGCUGACUGGAACAGCCGAACAGGUACCUAAAACCUAGCCAAAAGUUUGGAUUGUGUCGAUUUUUUUUAUCCUAUAGGAAGUUAACUAUGUAAAAAUCUGGACCUUAUGAGGCUACAUGUUUAAUCAAAAACUGCGUAGAUACGUUCAUUUACAUCAAGUAAUCGAAUUACUGUGAAAUGUUUAAGCUUAUCAUCAAAAAUUCGAAGAUUUGCCCGAUCCUUGCAUAUUUGGGUGGGAUUUUACAUAUACAUAAUCAGUGAUUUUAAAGAGUUUGAAAAGGUGGUAAAACAGUCUAUUAGUCAAAAAGGUUUGAUUUAAUAUCCAUCCAACAAUUCUGCUAAGCAUUUGUGCUUUAUUUUGCUGGUUCAAUAUUAAUUUUUUUUCACUUAUCCACCUUCCGGGCCGGGCCGAGCCGAAAGUCUCGGCCCGGCCGACGGGCCGAAGCGGUCAGGCCGGCCCUGGGCUUUUUCAAAUCUGCUCAGGCCCGGCCCGGCCCGGCCCAAUCACCGGGCCCGGCCGGGCCGGGCCGGGCCGGCCCAGCCCGAUUGCCACCUCUAAGGCAGCCCACAAAUCAUACCCUGAAAAUUGUAGUUUGUAAAUUUCACCGAGAGCCGAGAUUUUACGAAAUCUUUUUUCGAGAGAGCACGCGAAAUGAGGAGAGCUUGUCAGACAAAAAAAGGGUUUUGGCUAUAUCUUUGUGGGUUUCGCUUGGAAACGGCGGAUUUUUUUGUAGAUAUUCGCUCUAGUUGCGAUAGAUCGUGACAUCUUGAAGCGGAAAUUCGAAAAAAAAUCUAUAAGUUUUUUUAUUUAUGAUCUUGCUUGAAAAUUUCAAGAAAAUUUCAAAUUACAAAAAAUCCCAACUUCCAGACUCUACAUCCAAGGAGAGAAUCUGAAUGUAGUCGACUAUGACGGUCGAACCGCCCUUCACUUGGCGGCAUGCGAAGGGCACGCGAACAUUGUCAAAUUCCUCCUCCAAACCUGCAAUGUUGACCAUUCGAUCCAGGAUCGGUGGGGGAGGACGGCGUUGGAUGAUGCGCGGUUAUUCCAUCAUCAUGCCUGCACUUCGCUGCUUCUCCGUGCCGGGAAACCGGUCCAUCAUGGAGGAAGUAAGGUGAAGAACAAGGCCAUUUAUGAUGCUGCAAAUGCGUAAGUUGCGAAUGUGGUGAAACCUCUGUGCAUGGGCCAACCCGUCCUGUAAAGAAUUUUUGUGGUCUCUCGAGAGAGUUUUGGGCGAAAAAACGUAAAAUAUACGACCACCUGAAGUUUACAGUGGGCGGACCUGAUCCAGUGGCAAAAAACGUACCAUUUUGCAUCCAGGAAGUAUCAAAAAAUGUGGCAAAAUACCUCCCUUUCCAUGUGAAAAAACUCCGAUUUCAAAAGCGCGCCCGCUCUUUUUGUGAGGAAAAAGGGCGCGCCCUUUAAAACACAGUUUUUUUCACUUGGAGAGGGAGGCGUUUUGCCACAUUUUUGAUACUUUCUGGAUGUAAAAUGGUACGUUUUUUGGCGUACCAUUUUGCCGUACCAUCAGGUCCCCCACUGUGACUGUAAUUGCGACAAUUUUUAGCGCAACCGAAGUGGCAAGUAGUACCAGCGAAGAGGAGCCUCAGGGCUGCGGUGUGAUGAUGUUGGGAAGUGGUGAAGAGGAUUGCGAAGAGGUCCACAAACCCAGCUUCCAUUUGCCUUCGCUUCAUUCGUCGUCGGAGGACGGUAAGUUUAGGAUCGGAACCCAGCAAUGGGGAAGAGGACUAGACCAACAUUUUUUGGCUUCUUUUUUGAUUGGCCAUUGUAAAUUUUGGGAUGGUAAACGUUGGCGGACUUUAUCCAGUGGCAAAAAACAUGCCAUUUUGAAUCCGGGAAGUGUCAAAAAUGUAGCAAAAUACCUCCCUCUCCAAGUGAAAAGGCUCCGUUUUGAAGGGCUCGCCUAUUCCCUCACAAAAAGAGCGGGCGCGCCUUUGAAAUCGGAGUUUUUCAACAUGGAGACGGAGGUAUUUUGCUACAUCUUUUGAUACUUCCUGUAUGCAAAAUGGUACGGUUUUUGCCACUGGAUCAGGUCCCCCACUGUAUUUUUUUCGGCCAUAGUAAGACUUGGCUAUCAAUUCAAAAAGCUACAAAAGAUUUUUUUGAAAGGCCGCGCUUCGGCAAGAAGCCGGCUAAACUCUCGGUUUAGAAUCGGUGUUUGUUCGCUUGCCUGUAGCGUUCUGGGACUACACACAAGAGCUGUAACUUUUAAAAAUUCUGUUGCUGACGAGUUGUUGCAUUCCAAAAUCGUUUUUUCAGUCAAAACCCCACAAAACGACGCCAACCCCCUGAUUCCGAACGGCGAAACGGUGGAGGAGCUGCUGCGGAAUGCGCAAUUAAACGAUAAGCCCAAGGAGAAUGGCGUCCGAAGGGAGCAAUCCCCAACGCAUGUGCAGUUUGACCAUUCCACACACAAAUGA
Bursaphelenchus xylophilus (pine wood nematode) is the source of this 11420-nucleotide messenger RNA. NCBI's taxonomy places the organism in Eukaryota, Metazoa, Nematoda, Chromadorea, Rhabditida, Aphelenchoididae. The record is from the annotation of a GenBank genome assembly.